UAGGGCUCGUGGCCAUUUCCUGCCUAUAAAUACUCACCCAGAGAAGAUCUCGGUCUCAGAGAACCGAGACCGACCUGAACGGCAUCACGAUGGCUUCCUUUGUGCUCCUCGUCUUCACCAUCCUGCUCCUUCCUGUGGAAAGAUCUGCCAAAGCAGCAACAUGCUAUGAAUGUUUCAUUGAUGGAGGGGGUUACUGCAAUGGUGUGCAAAAAAACUGUACAAAUCAGCAAACGUGCUUAGGUGUUUAUUCUGCGGCCAACUUGUCGCUAGACCAUCGUAUAACUACAUCAUUCUCCAGAAGCUGUGUAGAUCCUUCAAAUCAUUUGACAGGCAGCUUCUAUCUUGAUUUUGGAAAUGACAAUAUUUUGGACUUUAACUCUCAGCUUUGCAAUGAAUCAGAUCCACAAUGCAGCCUGAGCCUUGCAGGUAAUCCCAUGCGCAACUAUGAAAAUGGGAAAUAUUGCCCAAAAUGUUUCAGAACAGGUUACGAUAACUGUGAUGAUGAUGGAGAAGUGUUUUGCGUGGGUGAUUUAGUGAACUGCACUGAAGUGAAAGGACAAAUAACCCAUAGAUUUUCUGAUAUUACAAUCCCUUUUGCUGGAAAAGGCUGUGUCAGUCGAUCGGUUUGCAACAUUGGAGGAAAGUCCAUCCAGCGCGGGAGUUACAAGUUGAAAUUUAACGAGGUCCAGUGUUCUGAAGCCAACGGGGCUUUUUCAACAUUGCGACGCCUGGCUUUCACUUUGGAAAAGAAGGACCUCGGACCACAGGCGUCCUUCUUCUUCCCAUGCAUUCUCGGGAUCUUUGCUGUUAAAAUUCUCUCCUAGUUAAGUCAAAGGUAAAUGGCAAAGGCCUCAAGAAGGAUUGGGUUGGAAUCAACUCCACCACCCCUUUAACACUGACGAUGUUGCCGAGUUUGAUACUGAAACAUCUGCAAGAAAAACACCAAGCUCGCAGAUCACCAAGGAGCCCACCACUAAAUUCACACUGCAAAACCUCUCUGUUGCCACUCUUAAUGUCCUUCUCAAAGUUGCCAUCUAUAUUUUUUUUCAAUGGGAGAAAUCAUGAACUGAAUGAGAAUUGUUAAUCGCAAUUAAUGUCAGUUUUCGUUCCCUUUACAUGGAAUUCAAAUGAAUGUUGUUUGUGUCCUGCCCCUGCAAUUUUUUGACUCUAUCUCCUGGCUGAGGAGGUCGAGAAUCCCACUCAAAGGCUAAAUUCAACUUCAGACCCCCCCCCCAAAUUUGCUUAACUCCAGUAUAUUUUCCUUGAAGAGUUUGGUGACAUUAAACCACAAUGUUGCUUGAAGCAGGAUGAACUUGGUGAAUGGAGCAACAACACCUAGGCUUUCACAAUAUCAUUUCAUAUUUCAAAGCAACUGACCCAUCCAAAAAUAAUUUACCUCAAAAUGCAGUGUUCUAACACCUGAAUUUCCAUCAAUCAAUUUAUAUAUAUCUACAAGUACAUAUAUAUUUUAUCAGGGUUUGGGUGAUAUAUUUAUAUAACAUGACACUUAAACGGUUGUUCUUAAAACUUGACAUUGAAAUGUUGCGAUCAUUGUUGACAUAGACCAAUAUCCUUUGAUCUGUAUGAGACCACUGUUUGCAGACAUUUCCUCUCUCUGGAAAGAAAGCUUCAGUUAAUGCUACAUUUUUCUACCUUUCCAGUUGAAUUGUCAUGAAAUUAAAAUAAAAGGAAUUGGAGAUUAACUCUCCAGUCUUACUGUU
Messenger RNA from Crotalus tigris (Tiger rattlesnake), 1721 nucleotides. RefSeq lists its product as uncharacterized. The transcript is spliced from 5 exons. The coding region runs from base 90 to 824 and encodes 244 amino acids. The record is from RefSeq and is a predicted model, not a curated record. NCBI's taxonomy places the organism in Eukaryota, Metazoa, Chordata, Lepidosauria, Squamata, Viperidae.